Molecule: messenger RNA, 1651 nt
Organism: Carica papaya (papaya)
Lineage: Eukaryota; Viridiplantae; Streptophyta; Magnoliopsida; Brassicales; Caricaceae
Source: RefSeq, a predicted model, not a curated record
GCCUCUCUCUAGAAUCUUUUUAUUUCUUACUUAUUUAUUUAUUUAUUUUUCAAAAUAAAAACCCUAUCACUCUCUCUCUUCUUCAAAUUCGGACCACCUGCGUCCAAUUCACGUCCAAAUCGCCGUAUUAUUCGAAUUCGAAUCCGGAUCCACCGCUCCAAAUCCGAUUCUUCUCUCUGUUUCCCUCUAUCUCCGCCACUAGAUUAUUUACACUACACCUUCAUUUUUUCUCUGUUGUGGUGGCGUUUUGUUAUCAGACAAUGACCAAGAGAACUAAGACGACGGCCAAGGGAGCUAAUAAGAGAAAAACAGCUCCUAAAGAAGAACCUAAAGCUGCUGCUGCUGCUUCUUCUUCUUCUUCUUCUUCACAAGCAAAGCCUGCUACUCGCGCUGUUAAGAGAGUCAAGGUUGAGCAUCAACAGGAGCCUGAGUACUUCGAGGAUCAGCGUAACUUGGAAGAUUUAUGGAGAGCUAUAUACCCUGUUGGAACCGAGUGGGAUCAACUGGACUCUCUUUAUGAUGGGAAGUGGAGUUUCUCAAAUUUAGAAGUGGCUGAUGUGUUCUAUUCCAAAUUUAAAGACAUUGUUGUCUUUAAACUGUCUCAGUUGGUCUUUUAUAAGGGAGAAAAUAAAGUCAUGUGCAUACCUGUUGUGGUGGCUGUCGCAUCUCCUUUCCCUCCUUCUGAUAAGAUAGGGAUUAACUCAGUCCAAAGAGAGGCUGAAGAAAUAGUUCCCAUGAAGAGAAUGAAAAUGGAUUGGAUACCUUACAUACCACUUGAGAAGAGAGGCAGCCAAGUCGAUAGAUUGAAAUCACAGAUAUUCAUUUUGGGCUGUACUCAGAGAAGGGCUUCUUUGAAAAAUAUGAAGUUCGACCAUAUGAAGAAAUUUGAAUAUUGCUUGCCUUAUUUCUAUCAUCCGUUUAAGGAAGAUGAAAUUGAACAAAGCACUGAGGUUCAAAUAAUUUUUCCUGCAGAACCAAAGCCGGUUUUCUGUGAAUUUGAUUGGGAAUUAGAUGAACUUGAGGAGUUUACUGACAAUCUGAUCAAGGAUGAGGCAUUAGCUGAAGACCAAAAGGAUGCCUUUAAGGAGUUUGUUAAGGAGAAAGUACGGGAAGCAAAGAAAGCUAAUCGGCAGGCAAAGGAAGCCCGGAAGAAAGCUAUUGAGGAAAUGAGCCAGGAGACUAAACAGGCAUUUGAAAACAUGAGGUUCUACAAGUUCUAUCCCGUGCAGACACCUGAUUCACCUGAUAUAUCAAAUGUUAAGGUACCAUUCAUAAACAGGUAUUACGGAAAGGCUCAUGAAGUGCUAUAAUCAUGCUGAUGAAAAUCUGAUAUGGCUGGAUAUCUAUUAGCCAGACUGCUUGCUUGACUGCCAAACCAUUAGCAGGUGGCUAAAUAUGUUCUUUUUUAAGUCGAGGAGGCAUACACUUGGUGCCCAAUCGGAUGAUCCUUGAUCGGCUAGUUGUAUCUGGAGAAAAAUAUUAACUUGUAGUUUCAAAAUUGGUAGAUGAAAAAGAUCAGGUACUCAAUUACAAUAGGAGAAAUUGUAAGAUACAUUCUUAAGAUUCUUUUAUUUUUCCAACAAUUUCUUGAGCUCCAGGUACAAGAGCUUAUCCCUGGUUUUUGGUAGGCCUCUGGUAAUGUUUGUUCUAA